AUAUUGCUUUGUCGCCUUGCGUCGUGCCGUGCCGUGCGUGCAGUGUCUGCGGAUAUUGAAUCAUCAAAGCCAGUUGUUGCAGUUACCACAGCCAGCAUACUUCUUCAAUUAUCUUCCUCGUGAUCCUCAACCAGUAUAAUGGGUGACCGUAUUAAGUUUGGUCCGGAGUGGCUUCGCAAUUUGGCCCCCGGGACGUCGGGCACCAACAAUCAGAACCAAGCCCAGCCAGCCAGUCCCACCUCCACUACCGGGCUCACCUCCACUACUGGGCCCACGCCUGGGCCGUCGGGCCUCGCGACGGCCAGUCCAUCGGGAGACAAUACAGUAUCCAGUUCCACCUCAGGAUCCAUUGGCAGCCCCUCAAACACUCCCUCACCUAAUCCAGUACCCAAAAUUCUACUGGCCAAACUAAGAUAUGGCAGAGAAGAAAUGCUAGCGUUGUAUGAUCGCACAUCGGAUGCACCGCCUGAAUUAAAAUAUAUUGAUAUGCUGUACCAGCCGAGAGGAAAGCCACCGUUCGCGCUAAAUAACACGUUUGAAGACGAUAUGAGAGAAAAUAUGAGAAGCGGUCCUCCCAUAGGAGUGGGGUCACCAGGGGAGAGGUUCAACAACAUGGGAAGAGGCAUGGGCCGGGGGAUGAGUCCUAACGAUGGACGGGGGAGGCCCAGACUCCCUUUUGUCCGACAGACUUCAAUGGGAAGGGCAUGCGCGCGGCCUCACGGCCACGGGCACGGUCUUCCCAGAAUGCCUGGGUUCAAUGCAGCUGCCGACGACGACUCAUCGCCCAGCCCUCGGGCAUCGUGGAGCGGCAACAGCCCGAGCACUUCACAGAACAGAACCACGGGCGAGCAGGCGGAAUGGACGCCCAGCAAAAUGUUUAGAAGCAAGCGCCAGGGGCAAACAACUAAUUGGAGGCAGGCGCGAGAGGAGGGCGAGGAGUGGCGAAACCAGGACGCAGGGCGAUCUCGCAAUAAUCAACAGGAGAAGUGGGAGCGAGAUUGGGGCGAUAGAUCAUCUCAAGACAAACAAUCAUGGAAUUCAAAUCGUCGUACAUGGGUUGGAGGAGACACACAAAAUGAGGAAAACUUGCCAGAAUGGGCUGUAGACAACGCCGAAGCGUGUGCUGGAACGUUCGAUGCAUCUGGAGCGUUCCACGGUUACAGUAACGAUGACACAAACUUGCCGAAGAACCAGGAGCCGCUCUAUCCACUCGCACGCUCUCAUACGCACGGCAAUGUCACCCGAGCCAAAACCGAAGAAGGGCUAGAUGAUUGGUGGUCGUCUGACAAGGCAAAAAAGCUUUCUCCAAAACGAUUCGAUGCCAGCGACGUCAAGUUCAAGAAGCAAACCAGUGCUCCAGAAUCAUUGGAUGCGGUGGCUGAUUCGUCAUCCAGGUUAGAUACGGACUCACAGGAAGCCGGAGCUCUAAAAAAAAUAUCAAACUUAGAGUCUCUAGAAGUUCUAUCAGAUAUGAGCGAUAUGGCUCGGAUGCCAAUGAUGAAUUUAACCUCAAUAGAGUCGAUAUCGUCAGAGCUAAUGGAUCAAGCUCUAAAACACCGAAAUUUAGAAUCCAUUGACACCCUAUCCUCGGAUCUAACCGAUACUGCCUGUGGGGGUGUCUGCGACGAUGACAAGUUCAAUAAAAUUGUCCGAGAUUCAUUCAAACAAAAAUACGACUCCCUGAUGAGGUCCGACAUAAAUCGCGAGGAAACUAGUGAUGAUAGUAGCAAUUUCCAGUCAGUUAUGAUCACCACAAAUAACAGCCUCCGCCAAAAACAUCAGAAUAUAGUCUCUUCAGCCUCUGAUAUGAUUGUCGUAACCAAGCGCCCUCAAGACCAAAUCGUUGAGGAUAUCUUCGACAUGAACUUGGAGGAUAAAGAUCUGCUAUCGAAAUCGAAAGCAAUGCCCAGCCCAUUAGACAAUAAUAAUACCCAGCCGUCUAGUUCGGGCGGAAUGCCGGCUAUGCAACAACUGCCGAACCCAGCAAUGCAGAUGAGGCUUUCGAACCCAGGCCUAGCCGCGUCUAACAGCGGUUUGCUGUCUGCUAACCCGAAUAUGCCAUCCGGUAUGCAAGGAAUGCCGACAGGAAUGCAGGGCCUUCCCUCCGGAAUGCAAGGAUUGCCUGGUAUGCAAGGGCUACCUGCUGGUUUACAAAUUGGAGGAUUACCACCAUCCCUUCAAGUCCCUGGUAUGCAACCCCUGGCAAUGCAAGGUCCUGGAGGCCAGCAACAAGGACUCUCUGGAGCCGGAAUGCAAGGCCCUGGAAAUCAGCAACAAGGGCUUUCUGGUGUGGGAAUGCAAGGUUCUGGAAACCAGCAGGGGCUCUCUGGCGCCGGAAUGCAAGGCAUGCAGCAGUCGAUGCCUGGGCCCGGAAUGCAAGUUCCCGGGAUGCAGUCAUCUGGUAUCCAAGCAGGAUUGCAGCCUGGAAUGCAGCCGGGGAUGCAGGGAGGUAUGCAGCCAAUGCAGCCUGUCGGGAUUACUAAUUCGGCCUUGAAUGCGUCGCUGGGCCUGCCUAUUGGGCCUGGUAAUAAUGGAAUGGGAAUACCGAUGCCGUCGUCUGUCAUGCCUAGAGAUGGUAUGGGGAAUCCAGGCAUGGGUGCGGGUCUGCAAGGUGCCAUCGGUGGAGGCCCGAUGCAGCCUGGCGGUGCUGGAAUUGCAGGCUAUCCAAAUGCCGCUGGCAUACCUGGAUUGUCCAAUUCAUCACUCUUCCUCAAUCAGAACUCGAAUAAUCCAUCGAUGGGGAAUUCCGAUUCCAUUCCGAUGCCAAACCACGGCAACCACAGCAACAUGUACCAAAUGCACGGGUUGCAACAAUCGGGCUCGCAGGGUGCCUUCGGCUCAUCCAUCUAUAGCAACAUGAUGCAGCAACCGCCGCCAACAUCCGGCCAGCAGGGCAUAGCAGAUCAGUGGUAUUAUGAGGAUCCGGAGAGAAACAUCCAAGGGCCAUUCUCCUCCAGAGACAUGUACAACUGGUACCGAGCUGGUUUCUUUAACCCCAGUCUGAUGGUCCGCCGAGCGUGUGAUGCACAUAUGCGUCCGCUCGGCUCGUAUGGGCCUGUGGUGCCUUUCUCCCAUAUUGAUAUGGUGAAUUUCCCUCUGUCUGGAGGUUUCGACCAUACGCCGGGUCCGAACGAGUCCAUGCUCAACUCGCAGCAAGCUCUGGGACUGGAAUCUGAUUCACUGUGGGGCCAGCCGUCUCCGUCGGCAGACCUGCUAUGGGUGCAGCCCAUGCCACGUGACAACCGCGUCAGCAACCUGCCUCUAUAUUUCUGGGAGCCACAGCCGUCAGCCGUAGCGUCAAACGCUUUAUUGCCAGAAGAAAUCGCUAAGGAGAUGAAGACGGAAGACCAGAUUCUGGCGCAGCUCAGGGCUUCGCAGAACAUCGGAGGAGCCCAGAACUUGUCGUUCAUGGCCGACUCGCCCGUGGGAAGCGUGCCCGGAAAACCCGACGACCCGUUCACAUCGCCCACAGGUGCCACCCCGGACAUGGGAGAACUGCAGAAACUUAUCCAGAAAGAUACGCUUGCGGCUAAACCUGUCAUGGAGACCGUUGAGAAUAUUGAAGCAAAGCACAAACAAGAAAAAACGCCUAAGGUGGAACAACCAACUGAAGUGAACAACCAAAAGGCUCAACAGCAACCAACACAACAGCCGCAACAAGCGGCCAAACCUGCCCCUGAGUCGAAGCAAGGCAAGCAAGCUAAAAACGAAAGUGAGAAAUCAGCCAAAAACAAGGAAAAUAACAACACUAAGAGUAAGAAUAAGAAAAAGGAAGACAAAAAAGAUGAGCUAGAUAAUAAGACUAAAGAUGAAGAAAAUGCCAAAGCCGAGAAAAGGUCAGAUGAAACGUCGCCAGUCAAGAGCAAAAAAGAAGAUAAGGCUAACAAGAAGGAGUUAGAAAAAGAAAAGAAGGAAUGGCUCAAAGAAGGAUUCACCAUUGUGAAAGGUUCUGAAAAGAAUGCCAACAAAGAUAACAAGAAGAAGGCCGAAGAAGCCAAAGCGGCCGAGGAAGCUGAGCGCAAGAGGAAAGAGGAAGAGAAGCAAGCAGCGGAUGAAGAAAAGAAACGCAAGCAAGCCGAGAAGAAACAACAACAGGAGAAUCAACAGCAGCAGCAAAGGCCUGCCACUGAGUCGGUGACGAAGAAGGCGCCGUGGUCAGCAGUGGCCAACCAAUCGAUGUUCGCGACCAGCAAGGAAGGGCUGACCCUCACAGAGAUCCAGCGCUUGGAGCGGGAGAAGAAACUCGAGCAGAUCAAGGAACAGCAGCAGAUGAUGCAGAUCAUCGCUCAGCAGCAAGCAGCGGCGCUCGCCAGGGAACAGGAAAUGCAAGUUGGUUUGGGUUGGGCGAAGAAGAAGGGAAUCAAUGUCCACCCUCCUGGCCAAAGUUUGGCAGAGAUUCAGGCUGAGGCUCGCAAGGCAGCGGCCGCGGCGGCGGCGGCGGUGUCGGCGUCGGCGGCGGCCCAAGCUAUGGAAGAGGCGGCUCAACCGCCCCCUAACCACGUGCCGUGGGGCGGCGCCGUCCCACCCAACGGAGGUGGCUUCUGGGACUCGCCGUCAGCGCAGCCGUCGAAGUCUGAGAGGCCGCAGGAGUCGCCAAAAGCCCCGGAGCCCAAGCCCAAGAAGAAGAUCACCAUCAACACGCCCAAGAAGGAGACAUCCCCCGCCAUCGAGUUCGAGUCUUGGUGCACCACUGUGCUGACGUCAUGGAGCUCCAAGAUUGAUGUGCCCACUUUCGUCGGAUUUUUGAAGGACAUUGAAUCGCCGUACGAAGUCAAAGACUACGUUAAAUGCUAUUUGGGAGAAUCGAAGGAUUCCAAUGAUUUUGCUCGUCAGUUCCUUGAGAGGAGGUCGAAGCUGUUGCGCGUCGGAAUGGUGACCCCGUCCGAUGAUCUCUGCUCGCCAGCCAUGGCGGUUAACCCGCGCACCAACUCGGGCUCCGAUUACCAAGAAGUUAAAGGAAAAGGCAAGAAGACCAAAAAGAACAAAAUGCUUAAGGUGGACGCGCGCAUCUUGGGGUUUUCCGUGACUGCAGCGGAGGACCGGAUUAACGUCGGUGACAUCGACACAGCGUGAAUCGCCCCAUGCCUCCUUCGCUCUAAUAACUCACCUUGUGAUAACCCAUCGGAUAAACCCGUCGCACGACGAUAACUUAGGCUAAGCUCGGCAUUGUUACGUAAGGCAAACGACCAGUCACAUUGUAAUCGCUCUAGGGAACCUUAUUGUCAAUUUGUGUGUGUGUCGCUCGGGUGUCUCACUUUUUGGGUAAACCUAAAAAGUGCGCGUCUCGAGCUAUUAACUUUAAGAAAGUUCCUUGUUAUCAGUAUUAGACAUAAUACUCAUGGCGAAUCAUCGGACGCUAUAUCAAUUUUCUAAAGGUUUCCCAAUAUCAAAAUGCUGAUGAAAAUCUGGCGACAUUGAGCAGUGAAUUGGCGCAAGCGCGUUACGAAGUCCAGCGAGCCUCCAGCUUCCUUCCCCGUUCUCUUCUAUUUUUCUCCAAACACUUGCACCUCUUUUAGCUCCAUAAAAUUGGGCUAACACGAAUGGACACUGUCUUCCAAGAGGGCAUUUCUGUCUAAACUUGAAAUUCAAACAUGAUUCGUAUUUCAGAUCCUCAAUUUAACAUUGAUGCUAAGCACUACAAAUCAUUUCAGGUAAGUGUGAUAUGUAAAUUACACUAGAUUAUUUCUAUUGAUCAGCUAUUUUAUUGAUCAGACAUUUCUAUUUCCAUCAGCCGUCAACGACACCCUUGCUUAAUCUUUGGUGCGAAUGUUAAGUCACUGACAGGUAUACGAAUCUGAUUUGGAAUAUACCUACGUUCUUCUUGCUCUUCUCGAGUUGAACAGUUACAGAUACUGGGUAGAUAGAUAUUCAUCACACGACUUUGACUCGGAAACGGGUUUCGUCUGCUCUUGCAUAAUAAAAUGACAAUUAUUGUGCCUUCAGUGUGUUCUGACCGUUGGGUGGGUAUUUAUUUUAUAUGAUAUGAUUAAUGUGCACGUAUUUAUCAUGUCCGAAACGCCUUGCUAAAGGAACAGUAUAUUUAACGUUGUUAUUCCCAAACUACCAUCUUUUCACAUCACAAUGCAAUGGAAGCAUUCAUACAUUUAGUUUUCUAGUCAUUACAUUGAAUUAAUUCUAAUUUUAAAUGCAACAAUCAAAUCCAACAGUCGCGUCGCGAUUUUAAAUCAUUUUUAAGUAAGUUAUUUUAAAAACAUAGUUUUAUUAUAAAAUAAAUGCAUGUGCAAUCGCUAACAUUCUUUUAUACUAAGUCUUACUUGUUUUGUUAUUGUCCUUAGAAAUUUAUUUAUUUUGAUGCAUAUUUGCCUCUGGUCGGUUGCUGCACGGCCAUUUUGUAACGACCAUUUUUAGGUUAGGAUAUUGAAGUAUUUAUAGAUUGCAGAUUUAACACGGAGCUUUGAGUGCUACGGAAAGCAUAACACGAAGGAACAUGUCGUUACUCCAAUAGCAGACUAAAUAACGAAAACAUUGAUAGCCCAGUGUAACUUUGGAUCGGUCUCUAGUGUCUUCUCUGGCUAUGAACCUUGACUUACACCCUUCAAUUUUAACAAUUUAAACGAACGAUGAAACGCUGCUGUCGGCUAUUAUGCAUCUUUUUGUAAACUUUGACUCACUCUGACGAGAAAGCUCAGUUCUGAAGUCUUUACUAGUGUAAACAAUGCAUAAUAUUAAUAACCUAAAGUAUUAGUUGUAUAGGUGGUCGCACACGUUGUGAACUCUGAUCGGCGGCAUCUUGCACCGGCCUUUCUGCUUACCUUAGUGGCUCACCUUACGCUGUAGCUACGUGCACCAAGAGGUUAGCUAUCUAGUUGCCCCCGCUUAUGUCUGUAGCGCACAGCCGUCGUGGCGUGAGCGUAGAAACUCACAGAAACCUGAUGCCACGCACAAACCGACCGUGUACCAAAGUCUUCAUAUGUGCGACUCCCACUCUUCCUAUAAAUAAGUAUUUAAGUAAAUGUUGUUUUGAUGUUCAAUGUUUAAGAUGUAGCUACGUUUGGUCACUUGUGUUGAUAACAGUUGAUAAUACGCUAUCAAGGCGAUGAUUUUAUAUCACUAGAGAUGUUUUCUUCAAUGUAUUACAUAAAAUCAAUAUUUUAAUGACUCUUGGGCUGUGCACUCGUAUCUUUGCACUUUUUUGGUCGUGAUUAUAAGUUAACAACACUCAUUAGUAUAGACAUGUAGUGUAAGAUGAUCAUCGUUUAGUUCUCAGCUUUUUAAGGCCGGAGUUUUGAUUUAAAUAUACAAGAGGCAUUUAGUCAAUCUGACAAGAAAUGAUUGAACCUUCAAUACCUAUCUGUUUCUAUUAAUUACCUACGGCCUCAAACUCUUGGUGAUAAUUUUUUUAAAUAAUAUUGAUGUACUAACAGUUGGAAAUAACUUUCGUCUAGUAUCAGUGUGAUUCAGUAUUAGUAACAAAGAAAGUAUAAUAAUGUAGUAGACGGAAUAAAUCAAUGUUCAAUGUUAGGCUCAAUGUGAAAAAUAGAUAUUAAGUCGUUCAAACGAAUAUGAUACUAAAUGUUGAAGUUUUAACAAAUUAACAGUUUGUAAUGUUAUGCUUCCUACACAGUAUGCCGGAAGGAUUGAAAUUCUACAAAUUCUUGUUUGAUAUUAGCUUAGCAAUACAUGGUAUUCUCACUUCAUAGUGUUGUAAUAACUGCUCCUGCAGAGUGUUUCAUGUCAAUUAUUAUUCGACCGUUGAAUCGGCAAAGUAUACUGUAUCGAAACUAUGGUGUGUACUCGGUGUUGUCUCUGAAUCUAUCAGAUUAAGCUAUCGAUUCUUGUACCCGUGUGAAUUAAGCAAAUUGAUUAAUAUAACUGUUACAAUACAUUUAAUAAAUACAGUUAAUGUUUUAGAUAUUUACACAUUUUAAUUGAUUGACAUUAAAUAGUUUAAUAAAUACAGAAAUCGACAAUUAUUUGUUUGGGAUCCUCCAUUAUUAUAACAUUUAAUUAAUGAUUGAUAAAUAGUUUUUGACGUACCUAACAGCACAGUUGUGAUCAUGCAUGGAUGCUGCACAUGCAUAAGAAAUAAUAAACACACUAGCUGUGACAUUUGCAAUAUGUAUGAGCGCGAAGUCUUUUAACCUUAGCGCUAAGCCUAGUUCUUCAUGUCGAGGUUAUUUUAGUUUGCUGUUAAUUUUAUUUGUCGAAUAGUUUGCGCAAUGCUGUAUGGCCGUUAUUAUUUAGUUAAUUGUUUACAUAAAAUUGUAAGGAAUUUGUUAGUGUUUUAUGUAUAUACAUUAUUUUAACAAUUAAAAUUUAAAUAUUGUGUAAUCGUUUGUAUAUACUUUUUAUUACUACAUUAUUUCUUAUGCGACAUUAUUUUGUAAAAAAAUAACUAUUUAGGUUCACUUACUCGACAUGAUAGUAGAGAAAAACAAAUAUUUACUUUAAUUUCAAAUAGCGCUUUGUAAAUAUACAUUGACGGAAUCAAAAUUUGUUGCUCACUGGUUACCUCAAAACAAAAUCUGCUAUGUUAUUAUUUAAAAUAUAGUAUAUUGGUUAUGCUUAAGUUAUGUUAUAUCUUUAGUAUUAUUACAGUCUACGCGGUUAUAUUUGGAAACAAUUUUAAAUAUUAGAAUCAGGCUGAACACAAUUUCAAAUAUAAGAUUUUAGUGUUACUACUGAUAGCUACAUAACAGUUUUUGUUUUGGUAAUCAUUCGGUAUGCUUAAAAACAGUUCAUGUAAGUACUUUAAUAAGCGUUCAAAUUGAGACUGCUCCAUUUUAAAAUGAACCUUUUGGACAAAAAUUAAUGCUCGAUAUCUGAAUUCCUGCCCAGAUUAUACGUUUGAGACAAGGUUCUAAGGUGGCCUAAAUUAAAAAUCGGUAAAUUUGCGUACUAUCCUGUUUAAGACCCUUAAUUAUUAUUAUUUUAAAUAUGUAAUUCUAUUUUAAUGUAUGAAUCAGAUAAUAUGUAAUGUUAUGAAUUUAAUUUGUCUUCAGUCGACUGAUAAAUUCGGCUCAGGCCUGAAAUAUCUGUUUUCCUAAAAUUUACAAAACUCAAAAAGUCUACGUACUCAUCAUGUUUUCAUUCCUAUUUUGUCAGCUUUAUCGAAAUGUCUUCAAUUUAAAUGUGGCAGUCUUAGAAGGUCUUCUAUUCAUAAUGUUUACAUUUCUAUUAUUUCAUUAUCAAUGUUCAGUAUCUGAAAAGCGAAGUAGCGAACAUUGUACAAGAAAUGACAUUCUUGGAGGCAGACAAUUUUAUAUUGUUGACAUUUUGAGAAGCUGACAUUAUGCAAAAGACGUGCUUACAUUCUGAUUAGCAGUCAUUUUGCGAAAAAUACAUUUUAGAAAAUGGAUAUUUCAGGCCUGAGCCAUAAAUUCGAGUAUGUUGACGAUGUGUUUUUAGGCAUUAUGCAUUUUAUAAUUAAUUAUGUCCAGCUGAUCAAAGCGCUAAUUACUUUCUUUUAGAAUCUUAAUGUUUCGGGGUUUAGGAGUGUGCGAAACCGAAUUUGUAGUGUUUUAUUAUUUUUAUAAAUGAUUUGUUUUAGAAUCGUUAUUCGUAUGUCGAAACACCUUGUCUUCUACUCUAAUUAAUAUUUAGGGAUAUUGUCUUAAUUGUAAUGGUUUUUGAGGUAGGUGCGUGUAGUAUUAGAAGCGAAGGGAACAAUAUCGUUCGAUUAAUGUAGUUAACUUGACAAUGAUGAUUUCAUGCGUCCACACCUACCUCUAGAACUCGGUCAAUUAGGCGCAAGAACUAAACUGUUAGGUAUAUUUUAAUGAUAAUGUCAUUUGUCACCAAUUUCGGCCAGUCAAUAAAAAGGCAUAGAGAAAUGCUUGAAACACAAUUUUUGACUUAGUAAUUUUGGACUAGUGUACGGACUACGGACAAAAACUUUGGUAUCUUGUUCACCUCCUAACUAGUCCAUAAGGCUACGAAAAAAAUUGUAUCUCAAAAAUUUCCCUCUAUACCUUUUUUCGAGUGUUCAUUAACUGGACUAAAAGCAUCGUGUUUCAUUGAAGUCAUAACAACUGCCCUUCCAGGAACUCUGUUAAGGCUGUAUUUAUCGAUUGGAAUGAUAUUGUGUGGUUCUGUGGGGUCAAAAUAUGGAUUGAGCUGAAGAGUGUCGUUCUCGGUAGAAAGAAAUCGGGGAAGUGCUGGAAAUGUUGAAAUUGUUAAUAAGUACAGCCUUAUAUUAAAAAAAAAGCAAUACGUGUACUGAUCUUUUUAAACUUCUUGUGAAUGUUGAAUGUUUCGAUUAUUAUUACAUAAUUAUAUUAAUAUGUUUUAAAGACGUGUAAAUAUUAUUUUAGAGUUUAAAAAUAAAAUAAUUGAUCAUUCAUAA
This is a messenger RNA of Ostrinia nubilalis (European corn borer), 10306 nucleotides long. RefSeq names its product GRB10-interacting GYF protein 2 (gene Gyf). Bases 139 to 5073 code for a protein of 1644 amino acids. The transcript is spliced from 26 exons. NCBI's taxonomy places the organism in Eukaryota, Metazoa, Arthropoda, Insecta, Lepidoptera, Crambidae. The record is from RefSeq and is a predicted model, not a curated record. Gene Ontology annotation, molecular function: protein binding. Gene Ontology annotation, cellular component: cytosol.